UUUCGGAUCCAGAUCGCUGGCGCCGGCCGAGCCGUAUCGGAAGAUGGCCGCGUCGGGUCUGGAUCAUUUAAAAAAUGACUAUAGAAGAAGAUUCUGUCGACCUUCCAGGGUACUUGACAUUGAUACGGAGAAUGGUCGGAACAUACUGGAUAUACUACAAAACUGUUUUGAAGAAAAUAGUUUUGUCAAUGAACUCAGUGCAAAUUCUAUUGCAUCAGUGCUGCAUUCAAAAUCGGAAGUAGAAAACAUUUGUAUUUCACCACGAAAUAAAGAGGCUGGCAUAACACGUACACCCGGAUCAGUUGUUAAAGGAAGGAAUGUUCUGAAAGCAAAAUCUACAAAUGUUAAUCAAGAGUCAGCCCUCAAGAGUCAGUGCCAGAAGUCACCCCCAAAAUCAGUUUCAGUUUCUUCAAAGAAUAAAAAUGCCACUCUGCAGUUAACUGAAGGAAUAGUUAAUGCUGAUAACAGUUCAGGUCAGACUCAAGAUGUUUGUGAGAAAAUUUUGGCAACUAAUGUUGGUUCUAAACAUAACCAUGACUCGAGAAGAAUGUCAAAGAGAAAUAGAAAAGACCAUCAUGAUGAAGACAAAGAGAAAGAGGAAUUUUAUUUAUCUGUUGGGUCACCUUCUGUUAUUUUGAAUAUAAAAACAUCUGCUUUAAAAAAUGCUCAUGUAUCUAUUGACCAGAAGAGAGAGGCCUACACUUUUGAAAAUUCCGUAAAUAAGCUGUCUUCAAGUACAGCUUUUCUUAAAACCAAAAAAAGACUAAACUUUGAAGAUAAAGAUGUUUCAGAGAAAAAAGAAAUGGAGAAUAUAGUAUCCGAAGGACCACGACAAAGGACACUGUCAGGAAAAUCUCAGAAAACAGUGCAAAAGUUAGAGGAUGAAAGUCAGCCACAAACUACAAAAAGUUUUUCAGCUUUGUUUUUAGAAACUGUUAGGAAAACAGGUAAAGCCAGUCCUGUUAACUGUGUAGUAAACGCACCACCUCAUUCAACUCCUGAAAAUGAUAUGAAGCUGUUAGAGGAUGAAUUUUUAAUUGAUGAAUCAGACAGAAGUUUUGCUUGUCAAUCAUGGAUUACUAUACCUCGGAAGACUGAGCCUCAGAAACAGUGUACAGUGUCCCCUGCUGAGGGCACUGUUGCCUUCAGUCAUAGUAAAAGGACAAGAGAAAAACAGCCCAGAUCUGCCACUCUGCCACACGACUCUCCUGCUAAAGCUCAUCCAAGAGAUAAAUCUCAGCCCUCUGAACCAAAGAAAUUGGGUAGGAAUCAUGCUUUGACAGAUGAAAUGGAAAAUAAUUAUAGAUCUGAGAAAUCUGAAAUGUAUUCUGAAGAUGCGAAUAAAGUAUCUGAAAGGAAAAGGACACAAAACCAGAGAAGCAGUUUUAAAACCAGUAUAGUUGAGCAGGUUGAUAUGAAACAGACUGAAGAUAAAAGUAAAAAUAGGUCAAAUAUCACCCAAGACAAAUUAAAGAGAAAAUCCAACAUAAAUGUGGAAGAAUCUGAAAACAUGAGCAGUGAUCAUAUUUCACCAAAACAGAUGCAGCCUGUGGGAAGCAAGAAAAGCAAGACAAGUGUUCCUUUCUCAAAAAAUAAGAAGAAAGAGAGAAAGGAUAAGGCUAAAAGGGAACAUUCUUCAAAUAGAUCCAAGUUGAACAAACUUGCACCUGAAAAAGACAGUUUUACUCUCACUCGAAGUCGAAGGGUUUCCAGGCAGCCUUCUGAUUGGUGGGUGGUAAAAUCAGAACAGAAUCUUGAUGUUGGCAGUUCUCCAGUAAAUGAGUUGCCUGUGCAACACAACACUAGACAAAAGCCUGGUAACAAAGCAGAAGACUCAUCCAGGAGUGUUGGGAAAAAAUCCAUUCCACACAAAAGACUGAAGAAAGAUACUCUGCGCAGCUCAAGACCACAGAAAGUUUUAGAUGCUAAAGACUCUGGAAAAAUUUCUCAUCAUGAUGAAAUUUCUAAUUGUUCCCAGAAGUCAUUGGAAAGUAAAGACCUGGCCGAGGAGAAAAAUUUUCAACAUGCAGAAAGUGAAAGCAGUUCAGAGGAUCAAGCUAGAAGUAUUGCUAUACAAAGUGUUUAUCUUCCAUCUCAGACCAGUGAAUGCAUGGCACCAUCAGAGUCUGACUCAGAUUCUGGAGAGCCCCAGACUUCAGUUCUUCAGGAAAGUGGACCUUCUAGGAUCAAGAAUCAUGUAAUGUCUGCAAAGAAUGAUUCUGAUGUGGAUGAUAAAGAAGCUUUUGAAAGUUCUGAUGACUCAAAGGUCAAAGGAUUUAAAGAAGUCUCAGAAAACAAAAUACAACAUAAAUUAGUACUGCCCACCAACACACCAAAUGUUCGCAGGACAAAGAGAGUCCGAUUGAAACCGCUGGAAUACUGGCGAGGAGAGCGGGUAGAUUAUCGAGUAAGGCCAUCAGGAGGAUUUGUGGUUGGUGGAAUACUGUCCCCAGAUGCAGUACCAUCUAAAAGGAAGACAAAAGAAAACACAGGAAAAGUCAACAAAAAAGAUAAUAGGAAAAGGAUCUGUCUCGAUGACGAUGAAAGAAUUCAAAAAUUAAUUGAAAAUUUGGCGAUACAGCUAGGAGAUCCUUUACAGCCAACUAUGAUAAAGGACCCAGAAACCAAAGAGAGUAUACUCUUGGAUCUUAUAAGGCAACGAGAUUCUUAUCAGUUUUUGGUUCAACAUGGUGAGUUGAAAGUAUAUAAAACAUUGGACACACCUUUUUUUUCCACUGGAAAAUUGGUAUUAGGACCAAAUCAAGAAAAGGGGAAGCAGCAUGUUGGCUCAGAUAUAUUGGUUUUUUAUGUUAACUUUGGUGACCUUUUAUGUACCUUACAUGAAACACCUUAUAUAAUAACAACGGGAGACUCAUUUUAUGUUCCUUCAGGUAAUUAUUAUAACAUCAGAAAUCUCCUGAAUGAGGAAAGUGUUCUUCUUUUUACUCAGAUAAAAAGAUGAAGCAAAGUUCAAAUGUACGUGUGUGAAUGUGUGUAUAUGAUAAAUUUGUAUAUAUUUGUGUGUAUAUGAUGCAUAAGCACAUUACAUUUGUACAGCUGGGAUAUUUGCUUUGUAAUUAUUUUUUAUUUUUAAAAUAAAAUUCUUAGUUUAGUUUUGUGUGUGUACUUUCAGGUAUUUUAAGUUCUCAUAUACAUAAAUCUUCAAAUUUUUAAACAAAUGAACACAUAG
This is a messenger RNA of Sorex fumeus (smoky shrew), 3190 nucleotides long. It is a transcript of the gene CENPC, whose product is annotated as centromere protein C. The record is from RefSeq and is a predicted model, not a curated record. The transcript has 20 exons. Gene Ontology annotation, molecular function: centromeric DNA binding. Gene Ontology annotation, cellular component: kinetochore. Gene Ontology annotation, biological process: kinetochore assembly; spindle attachment to meiosis I kinetochore; attachment of mitotic spindle microtubules to kinetochore. Bases 44 to 2962 code for a protein of 972 amino acids. Lineage: Eukaryota; Metazoa; Chordata; Mammalia; Eulipotyphla; Soricidae.